Branchiostoma belcheri (Belcher's lancelet) is the source of this 2445-nucleotide messenger RNA. RefSeq names its product IgGFc-binding protein-like. Lineage: Eukaryota; Metazoa; Chordata; Leptocardii; Amphioxiformes; Branchiostomatidae. The transcript is spliced from 16 exons. The coding region runs from base 25 to 2445 and encodes 806 amino acids. The record is from RefSeq and is a predicted model, not a curated record.
UGUUCCAGCAGUGACAUCAGAAGCAUGAGGUGGACUGUGUUGGUCCUGGCUCUUCUGCUGUCCGUUUCCAUCGGUGGGACAAAUGGGCAAGGCGUCCGAGAUAACAGGGGCACCGAGUUCUUGCUGACAUUUCUGGAAAACUUUCAGAGGCAAGGACAUCAGCCCGCACUGUUCAUCAGCACCCGAUCUCCGACAGCGACCGUUACGAUCACACUCCCUUCUACAGGCCAAACCACCACAGUUACGGCCACCAAUGGGCAGGUGACAGAGGUGGACCUGAAUCGAGUAGCCGUGGAGCUUCGUGGCAGCAGAAAGAGCGACAAGGCCAUCCACGUCACGUCCGAUGAAGAGAUCGUGAUUUACGGAGUGUUUGCUGAAUGGGCCACGUCUGAUGCCUACCUGGCCCUCCCGACAGACGUGUUGGGGACCGAAUACUUCGUCGCCUGUAUGACGGUCCGACGCGCGUGGAGCGAAGAGGGGUGGUAUAACUUGCCAACCGAAAUUGGGAUUGUCGGCGUCUACGACGGGACGACUAUCACCAUUAACCCUACCCAAGACUUGACGUUUGGCGGAACCAACUACCCCGCAGGUCAGGACUUCACGGUCAGCCUGGACAGGUUUCAAACACUUCAGGUACAAUCGACUGAAGACCUGACCGGGUCCAGGAUCACAUCCAGCCAUCCGGUGUCCGUGCUGAGCGGAAACCUGUUCACCGUGAUAGGGAACAAUCAGCAAGGGUCUGGCGACCACAUUGUGGAGAUGAUGCCACCCGUGGACACCUGGGGGAAGGAGUUCGUCACCGCCCCGAUUGCAAAACGGACCGCUGGCGACAUCUUCCGAGUUGUGGCUGCCAGAGACAACACAGAGGUGACUGUUACCGGCCGAAACCCGAGGAAUCUGGACGCAGGGCAAUUCUGGGAAUUUGAGGCUGGUUCGAGCGAGUACUUGCACGUGACCUCCAACGAACCAGUACUGUUGGUACAAUACAGUAAAACAGCAGCUGCCGACAACACGGACACCGACCCGUUCUCCAUGAUCAUCCCUCCUGUGGCCCAGUUUGAGGCAGAUUACACAUUUUCAACGGUCGAGCUCCUCUACAACGGUGGCGCCGGAACCACGCACCACGUGAACCUGGUCAUCCAGUCGGCUGACAAAUCUGGUAUCAUAUUCGAUGGACAACCGUUGCCGGGCAGUACCGUGUGGCAUCCCGUGCCGGGGACUACCUACGAAGCUACUGACCUGACUAUCUCGGCAGGCACACAUACAGCAACUCACUCUUCCCCCAUCGCAACCUUCGGUCUCUUCAGCUAUGGCUUAACAAACCUCGAGGCGUAUGGCUAUCCAGGCGGCCUCCGUCUGGCCCAGAUCGGUGGAGCCUGCACCCCCACCCAGACUGUCGCAAACGACCGCGUCGACAACGACUGCGACGGGCGUGUGGACGAAGAGCUGAGGAACGGCAUCGACGAUGACGGCGAUGGACUGAUCGACGAAGACAUCGCCAGUGGUGAAUCGACUGAAGACCUGACCGGGUCCAGGAUCACAUCCAGCCAUCCGGUGUCCGUGCUGAGCGGAAACCUGUUCACCGUGAUAGGGAACAAUCAGCAAGGGUCUGGCGACCACAUUGUGGAGAUGAUGCCACCCGUGGACACCUGGGGGAAGGAGUUCGUCACCGCCCCGAUUGCAAAACGGACCGCUGGCGACAUCUUCCGAGUUGUGGCUGCCAGAGACAACACAGAGGUGACUGUUACCGGCCGAAACCCGAGGAAUCUGGACGCAGGGCAAUUCUGGGAAUUUGAGGCUGGUUCGAACGAGUACUUGCACGUGACCUCCAACGAACCAGUACUGUUGGUACAAUACAGUAAAACAGCAGCUGCCGACAACACGGACACCGACCCGUUCUCCAUGAUCAUCCCUCCUGUGGCCCAGUUUGAGGCAGAUUACACCUUUUCAACGGUCGAGCUCCUCUACAACGGUGGCGCCGGAACCACGCACCACGUGAACCUGGUCAUCCAGUCGGCUGACAAAGCUGGUAUCAUAUUCGAUGGACAACCGUUGCCGGGCAGUACCGUAUGGAAUCCCGUGCCGGGGACUACCUACGAAGCUACUGACCUGACUAUCUCGGCAGGCACACAUACAGCAACUCACUCUUCCCCCAUCGCAACCUUCGGUCUCUUCAGCUAUGGCUUAACAAACCUCGAGGCGUAUGGCUAUCCAGGCGGCCUCCGUCUGGCCCAGAUCGGUGGAGCCUGCACCCCCACCCAGACUGUCGCAAACGACCGCGUCGACAACGACUGCGACGGGCGUGUGGACGAAGAGCUGAGGAACGGCAUCGACGAUGACGGCGAUGGACUGAUCGACGAAGACAUCGCCAGUGGUGGUACCGAUGUUGGUCGUCGACCGAUCUUCAAGAUCUCAACUAUCUACCCAUCCUUGCCACAAGGUUAA